UCAAGAGAACCUCUCUUGGUCAUUCCUUCCAUCUUCCCUUCAUCCAAGGCUUAGGCACUGUAAAGCAGGCACUAGGCUGCUUACGCAGUGAGGAAAUAUAAAGAAACGUAUUUUUCUGGAGGAGCUAGGUGGGGGCGGGUAGAACAAUGUCAGGCUGACACCUGCUGUAACUGAGAUGCCCCCCCACCCCCGCCCCAACAAGUGCUGAAAACACAAAGAAAGCUCAACUGGAAACUUUCUUUAAAGGAAGUUUCUUUUUUAUGUAUACACUUCACCAUUUAAGGACACAGGCUUGAACUACCUGGGGCCACAAACAGGCAAAAAUUUUUCACUGAAUAAGUACUGCAGUACUACAGGACAACAAGGUUGGUUGAAUUCCAGUGUGGAAUCCAGAAUAGGGAAGGCCCACUGUAAAGUUAUCUGCAGAUUUUCAGCUGCUGGAGGCUCUGUGCCCCUAACCCCAUCAUUGUUCAAGGGUCAACUAUAUACAGAAAAAGCUAUCUAGUUAUAAUCAAGUAUUCGGAUCACACUCUACUGUUUUGUAAUUUGAUUUUCCCUCCUUAAUAAAUAUCUGACAUCUUUCCAUCUCUACACUAAUAGCUACCUUACCCUAACAGCUAUAUAGUACAAAUAUGGGUGUACCAUAAUUUAUUUAAUGCUUUACAUUAAACAUUGAGGUUGUUUCUAUUUUUUUUUUUUUGUUAUUACAGACACUGUCCUAUUAAUACAGUAAAUAAUUUAUAAGUAGAAUUUCUGGGUCAGCGUAUGUAUAGUAUACAAGUUUGGAACGUUAUGCCACAUUACUCUCCAGAAAGACCAUCUUAGAUUUCCACUCUCACCAGCAGUGUCUAAGCAUGUGUUUCCCACAGCACUCAAGCAUCAGGCAGUUAUGCAUGAAGCAUCAAGUAGGCCUGGCCCCCCCCCAGGCCAGAUACAGGGAAAGGUCAUCACUGCAUCCACAUCUUUGAGGCCUAGGAGGCCCAGCUCAGAUGGAUGCAGUCUGCCCACAGUAUGCUCCUCACUCCUCUGAUCUUCCUUCUACACAGCCCUGGGCCCCUGGCCUUGAAAAUCGCUGGGCGGAUUGCUGAGUUCUUCCCUGAUGCAGUACUUAUUAUGUUGGAUAAUCAGAAACUGGUACCCCAGCCUCACGUGCCCCCAGUUAUCGUCCUGGAGAACCAUGGUCUCCGCUGGGUCCCCAAGGACAAGAACUUAGUGAUGUGGAGGGACUGGGAAGAGUCACGACAGAUGGUGGGAGCAUUACUAGAGGGCCGGGCCCACCAGCACCUUGUGGACUUUGACUGCCACCUUGACGACAUCCGAGAGGAUUGGACCAACCAGCAGCUCAACGCCCAAAUCACCCAGUGGGUUGGUCCCACAAAUGGAAAUACCUGAGCCAGGGCCAGAGGGGAGGCUCAGGAUCCAAUAAAGAGACUUGGGCUGUUGGGCAA
This is a messenger RNA of Odocoileus virginianus texanus, 1448 nucleotides long. NCBI's taxonomy places the organism in Eukaryota, Metazoa, Chordata, Mammalia, Artiodactyla, Cervidae. The record is from RefSeq and is a predicted model, not a curated record.